GUUGUUUUAUCUCCAGUAGCGACAACUUAGUCACUUUUAGUUUAUGUGGUUGACAAAUGACAUUUAAAAGAAUGUCAACUGUCAGAAUAAGAUUUGACAACCAUUGACAUCUGUCCCUCAGUCAGUUAAAAAAUUGGAUUUUAUUUCCAAUUUUCAUUCUCCGACCAACUUUUAGGAUAAGAAUUUGUAGAUUGGUGUUUUAGUUUUAAAUGUACAGAUAAGUAAGGUCAGCUGUACACGAUCUUUUAAAAAAUGGCAGCGCCAGUGGUUAUUGCAGCUACAGCCAAACAGACUGGGACACUUAUUUUCCUUCAUGGAUUAGGCGACACGGGCCAGGGCUGGGCUAGUGCUAUGGCUGUUGUACGGCCUUCUUACGUCAAAGUUAUUUGCCCUACCGCCCCUACAAUGUCGGUCACGUUGAAUGCUGGUUUCCGCAUGCCAUGUUGGUUUGAUCUGAAGACAUUAGAUGAAUCUGGCCCAGAAGAUGAACCAGGAAUCAAAAAUGCUACAAAACAUAUUCACGCCCUCAUAGAAAGCGAAGUUUCAGCGGGUAUACCACCGGAGAGAAUCCUUGUAGGAGGAUUCUCUCAAGGAGGAGCUUUGGCAUUAUAUUCUGCACUUACUUAUCCUAAGAGAUUGGCUGGAGUUGUAGCUCUCUCCUGUUGGUUACCAUUGAACAGAUCCUUCCCAGGAGCUAAAACAUUGAAUAGUGAUUCCUUACCAAUUUUACAAUGCCACGGCGAUUGUGAUCCAGUUGUCCCUUACAAAUGGGGCCAAAUGACAGCAUCCGUAUUGAAAACGAUGAUUAGAAACAUCGAUUUUAGGUCAUACAGGGGUUUGACACAUACAUCAUCUGAUGAAGAGCUAAACGAUGUUAAACAAUUUAUAACUAAACACCUUCCUAGUCAAUAGAAUUCUCCGAAUACAUAAAGUUAUUUCAAUUUUCAAUCAUAAAUGAGUUCGAAAAUAUAUUGGUAGAAUAAUUUAUUUAUUAAUUUGACCAUUGCCAGUGAUGUGCUGAGAUUAUGCAAUAUAUGUUUUUAGGUUAGGAUAUUUUAUCAUUGAAUUACUUUUUCUCCUUGCACUUGUCAUUUGAGAUUUUAACCAGAACUAGUUGUAUUACACUUUAGGUAUAGUUUUUCGACAAAUAUGGAGAGAAAGGUAUUAGUCCUUGCUGAAUUAGAUCUACAAGUUUAAAUUUAUGAAAUAGUUGCACCUUUACGAAAAUAAAAAAAAAAUGUUGAUAAAUUACAGGGUUCAAUGGAAAGUUAUCAAAAUUGAAAAAAAAAAUGUUUCUAUAAAUACUAUUUUCAUACAGAUUAUGGCAAAAAAUAUAAAUAAAAAAAUUUAUAGAAUUUAAUAUAUAUACAAAGUGUUUCUUUAACCAAAAAUAAGACGUGUUUGGCGAUGCUUUGUUUCGAAGAUACAAUUUUACAAUCAAUUAUUAUUAUUGUAUCUGAAACUCUAAUAAGUCAGUAAAGAUGACGCUUAGCAUAUUGCACACUAGAUUUUUUGUGGAUUUAUUUUAAGCUUGAUAUUCUACAGAGUUUCAUAAAAUUGCAUCUCCUAAACGAAACUGAAAUUCAAAAGAUAUUAAACAGUGCUUUUCAUUAGUCAUUUUAAUUAUCUAACUAAUUGUGCUAUCAAAAAGUGAAAAAGUGGUGUUUACACCCUUUUAUUGCUAAAGUAUAUGCUUUUUUAAUUUUAUUUAAAUUAUUAAAUAAGCAGUUUCGGAAAUAUUUUGAAAAAAAAAAAACGAACAAAAUUAUAAAUGUUAACACUCGUAUUUUUGAAACAAAUCUGCCAUGUUGAUAAAAACUAUUCAUCUUAUUUUUGGGUAAGGAAUCACCCCACUAUAUAUUUGAAAUACUAUAAAAAUAUAUUUUCGAAUUCAAAUGUCAAAAUUGUUCUAAAAUUAACUUAACCCGUAGAUUCCCUCCAUGUAGCCAAAACACUAGUUAUAAUAGAUUGUGUAUUCUUUUAAUGCAGUUCUUCCACAAAAAUUGAAGUUAGAUGAAUAUACCAUUCCGUUUAAGUUAAUUUGAGAACACGUAUGAAACAAUGUGGUUUUAUCAGUAAGCAUUCCUAAGUUUACAGUAACUUAACCCUACCUGAGACCACGAACAAUGCUUUUAAUUUAUUCAAUAACCAUGUGAAUAAAAUUAUG
This is a messenger RNA of Psylliodes chrysocephalus, 2167 nucleotides long. Lineage: Eukaryota; Metazoa; Arthropoda; Insecta; Coleoptera; Chrysomelidae. The record is from the annotation of a GenBank genome assembly.